CUACUUUUUUGAAAAUGGCAAAAGGGGACAAAGGUCUUUUAUCUGACAAUGACGAUCAGGAAUCAGAAAAUAUUGAAGUUACAUGUAUGACUCGAGAAUUCAGAAAAGACAGCUGGCAGUCUUUUUUAAUUUGUUUUGCUUUGCUGUUAAAUAGAGCUUUUAUUGUCGGAGUUCUUCAUUCUUGGGGAUUUUUUCUCGUCGCUUUCGUGAAAGACAUAAAAUCAUCAACAGAAACUGCUGCAUGGAUUGGUUCCGUGGCCUAUGGACUAUCUAUGACCUUUGGACCAGUAGCCAGUAUCCUGGUGAACCGUUUUGGACACCGUGUUGUGAUGAUUGCGGGCGGACUUCUCUGCGCCGUUGCUGUCUUCCUCUCUUCAUUCGUGACCCAUUUAAACCAAAUGUUUGGCUCCUUCUCGGUCUUGUAUGGGAUCGGAACUUGCAUGUCCGUCAGUCCAACGAUGACCAUAGCCCCAAAGUUCUUUGACAAACACAUGACACUAGCUGUGGGUCUUAUGACUGCUGGAAGCAGUAUCGGGACCUUAAUCAUGGCACCAGUUUCCCAGACCCUUAUUGACGCCAUUGGUUGGAGAAACACAUUCCGCUGUUUCUCUGGCACUUGCCUUUUCAGUGCAAUAUGCUGUUGUCUGAUUAGACCUUUGCCGUCAUCUGAACAGGAGACACCAUUGGAGUCCAUCAAACAGUCCCCCGCCAGGAAACUUAUGCAGGAGCUGAAACUCUGGAAGAACCGAGUCUUCGUCGUGUGGACUUGUGCUGUAACAUGCGUUAUGUUUGGCUACUAUAUCCCCUAUGUUCAUUUGGUUUCGUACGCACAAGACAUCGGUAUUCCCCCAGAGAAAGGCUCAAUGUUAAUAAUGGUAUUGGGAAUCACCACAGCCAUUGGCCGUGUCAUGUUUGGAAAAAUAGUGGGUCUGGGCGUCCUGAACAGACUUCACAUGCACCAGCUGUCGAUGGUGGUCACCGGAACAGCUGUGAUGAUGCUCCCAAUGAUCCGCUCCUUUAUCGGGAUCAUCUUUUACGUAGUUGUCGUUGGUUUAGUGGACGGAUGUUACGUUGUCCUCCUACCUGUGCUGACGGUAUCCCUGAUGGCAGGAGAGAAUUCAGUAACUGCCUGGGGGUUUCUGAUUGGCACAAGUUCUGUAACCUUCACCCUUGGUCCACCAGUUGCUGGUGCCCUAUUUGACGCCUUAGGGUCCUAUAAUGUAGCCUUCCACUGCGCCGGAAUUCCUGUUAUCACUGGUGCAAUAAUCUUGUUCUUCAUUCCUUGGGCACAGCGGACAUCACGCUCAGAAAACGCCAUGGUAGUGGUUAGUGACAUGGAGUGCUCUGAUCAAGAACAAUACGACUUCGCAGACGACCUGAUAGACGAAGCAAGACGUGUGCAAGAGAGACGAUCCAAGUCCGUUGGAAAGGAUGGCACUAUCGAUAUAGAUCAGAUACAACUUCAUUUUCCCGCCGGCGGGAAAUCUCGCAGCAGACGAUUUCGCGACCAAGGAACUUCUACCUUACCAGACAAUAUUCAGUAUGUUCCACAAGAUCUUAAGGAGGCCAUUACCAUGUUACAGGAGAAUGCUCGCCUAAUUUCUGAGAUGCUGGCAAACGGUAAUCCGCAAUCAAAAGCUGAAGCAGCGCAGAAUGAAAGAUGGGGCGCCAAAUCUCGUAGUGAAAUGGUUCAGCCCACAGUUAUGGACAUUCAGCCACAGAAAAUGAUCAGCAUCAUGUCAAUUCCUGGUGGACUGACAAUCAGCCACUGGGAGCCAAGAGCACCUAAUGCCACAGAUUCCAUAAGUAACCCACCAUCCAUGUUCAGUUCUCAAAGUUUUCUACAGAAUGCUCAGUCAUUCCAUUCCAGAAAUCUGUCUGAAUACAUAGUUUCACCAGGUGCUCAAGGACAUAGUCCAAUACAACAAAAUUCAGGGAUUGCCACGUCUCCAAAAGAAAUGGCUUUGGGAAUGCAGGCACAUAGUCCAAUACAGCAGAGCACAGGGAUCCCCACCUCUCCAAAAGAUAUAGCUAUGGGACAGCAGGCAACAAGUCCAUUACAACAGAACAUUGGGAUCAUAACAUCACCACAAGAAAGGGCUACUGGAUCACAGACACAUAGCCCAAUGCAAAGGAACAUUAUUAAAUUACCACAAGAAAGGAAUGAUACCCCUUGUAUAAAUAUUCCAAGUAUAUCCCCUCAACAAAACACAAGAGCAGUGGCAGAUCUGUUGGAUAAAUCUAACAUUAGUAAUGUUCCAGUGGAUACAUCCGAGAUACAUUCAGACCAAAUGGAUUCAGCAAUGGCCUUUACCAAGAAAGUUUUGUCCCCAACAUCUCCCCCACAGAUCCUAAGCCAACAAGAACCCUCCACAUCAGGUCCUUCCCCAAGAGCAACAAUUAGGUCCCCUGUGUUAUGUGCAAUACCAGAAGUAACAAUUGGACAGCCAAUUAACCAACCAAAGGCAGAAGUCAGGACAGAUAACCUUACAGCUGAUGACACUGACAAAUGGACUGAUAAUUCACCCAAUGAUCCUAAGCCAUUUAUGAAACAGAAUUCUGGAGAAGAGAUUUCAAUACAUUCUGAUACACAGACUUCAUCAGGGGCUGCCAUUCAGUCUGACUCCAGCUUAUCUGUUAAGGAGUCUGUUAGUGUGGCCUCAGCUGGGGAAAUAGACGUGUUUACCCAUUUGUUUGAUGACCAUGAUGAACCUACUGUAUAGUGUAGUGCUAAAUCAAAUAUGCAUGUGUACAUGUAACACAAAAAAUAUGUAUUCUACCAAAUAUGCUGUCAUUCAGUCAAUAAGAAAAUGUGUUCUCUAGUUAAAAUUUUAAUGAACACAUCAACAAAUCCAUAUAUAAUAUUGAUACAAAUAUCACACAAACACUUUCAAGCAUUUCUAAAACAAAUAAUACAUGAGUGAAAAAAUAUCAAAGGCUACAAGUUAACUGCACCUGUCAAAUAAAAUCAUAAAUACAGUACAAAGUGUUUAAAAUUAUUUAAAAAACUAUUAUAAAUAUUAAAUAUCUAGAGUAGAUAGUUAAUACUAUUGUGAACUUCAGCUUAAAAAAGACUAUACACUAGUUGUGUAAUGCCAAAAAGGUAAACUAUCAUGAGCAAAAUAUCAUUUGAUCAUACACUAAAUCAGUAUGACAGACCGUUAUCAAGGAUAAAUGUACAAAAAAAUUCAUUUUUUUAAAUACAUGCCGUUUGACUUCACCGGUUUAGAAAAAUUUUCAAAUUUUUCUGAAGAUUUCUGUACAAUAUAUACCAGGACUAAUUUUGCUCACAGUAGCUUUAAUAUCAAUUGGGUAAAAAAAUAA
Saccostrea echinata is the source of this 3324-nucleotide messenger RNA. RefSeq lists its product as uncharacterized. NCBI's taxonomy places the organism in Eukaryota, Metazoa, Mollusca, Bivalvia, Ostreida, Ostreidae. Gene Ontology annotation, molecular function: transmembrane transporter activity. Gene Ontology annotation, biological process: transmembrane transport. The transcript has 5 exons. The coding region runs from base 15 to 2723 and encodes 902 amino acids. The record is from RefSeq and is a predicted model, not a curated record.